AUGUACCUGAUGGAGGCAGGUACCUUUCUCCGUAUCUUUUGUAUGGGCCAUCGGCUGUCUCAAUCGUCCACCCGCGUCAAUCCACAACCCACAAUCCAACCAUCCAUCUGCCAUCCACCCGCGCAUCUGGGGACCCUCUCUUCGCAAAGUCGCAUGCGUCCAAAGGUCUCUCCGCUCUUCCAGUCAUCGCUCGUCUCGGCUCCUAGCAAGCAUCCCAGUGCCCGGGAACUCCACCGCUGUCAGAAGUCACUCCAGUUAUCCCAUAUCCGCCUCCGUUUCCUCCUGGGCCUCUGGAGAUCCUCCCGUUACCUAUUUGGCACGCCUUCCCCCCCCUUCUCCAUCUCGUCUUUCGCUUGA
Colletotrichum lupini is the source of this 357-nucleotide messenger RNA. RefSeq lists its product as uncharacterized. NCBI's taxonomy places the organism in Eukaryota, Fungi, Ascomycota, Sordariomycetes, Glomerellales, Glomerellaceae. The coding region runs from base 1 to 357 and encodes 118 amino acids. The transcript is spliced from 2 exons. The record is from RefSeq and is a predicted model, not a curated record.